Messenger RNA from Vicugna pacos (alpaca), 1457 nucleotides. NCBI's taxonomy places the organism in Eukaryota, Metazoa, Chordata, Mammalia, Artiodactyla, Camelidae. The record is from RefSeq and is a predicted model, not a curated record.
AGGUCCGCGUCAGGCCGGAGGUCGCGGCCGAACCAUCCAAGGCCCCCAGCCGCAGUCUGAACCCCCUGGUCCUUCCUGCAAAAUGGGCCGACUCGCAGAUCCAGCUGUGAGGAUGAGCCUCAGACAGCUUCGAGUUUCUUGCCGAUGAAGCCACACACCACAGACACUGGGGGUUAACCAGGCCCUGGCCGGAGGGCAGUGGUUGGGGGGAGGGGAAGCACCUCCUCGGAUGUGUGGCGCCCCCUGGUCCCCGCGGCCCCCAGUGCCCUCCCAACUGCCCGCUCCCGAGUCCCUCCAGGGUCGGCCCGGCUCGCCUGUCCCAGCCCCGCUCCGGCCCCGCCCGGCCCCGCCCUCUCCCCACAGCUCGGGGCAGACCCGCCCGCCUCAGCCGGAGUUACAAGAGCCGCCUGCGCGCGCGGGGGCCCGGCCACUCGGAGCAGCUCCGCCGCGGGGACUGCACCGCCCGCCCUGCCGGACCCGCCCCAACCGGGGCUCGUCGCCUGCAGCAGCCGCAGCACCGCGACCUCGGGCCCCGCGCCGGCUAUGGCUGUGCCCUGGGGCUGAACGCGCAGGCUGUGUGACGGAGAUUCCAGAGAGAGAGAGAGACACUGAGGAGAGGAGAGGAAGGAGGGGCGGGCUCCUGGCAAGGCAUCUGCUCCUGAACCAAGUCCUGUGAAGAUGGAAAAGGAGGAGGAGUCGACCCGGGAGCUGUUGCUGCCCAACUGGCAGGGCAGCGGCUCCCACGGGCUGACAAUCGCCCAGAGGGAUGACGGAGUCUUUGUGCAGGAGGUGAUGCAGAACUCCCCUGCGGCCCGCACUGGGGUGGUCAAAGAGGGGGACCAGAUUGUGGGUGCCACCAUCUACUUUGACAACCUGCAGUCGGGCGAGGUGGCCCAGCUGCUGAACACCAUGGGGCACCACACGGUGGGCCUGAAGCUGCACCGCAAGGGGGACCGUUCCCCCGAGCCUGGCCAGACCUGGACCCAUGAAGUCUUCAGCUCCCACAGCUCCGAAGUGGUUCUGAACACACCACAGCCAUCAGCCCUGGAAUGCAGAGACCAGAAUAAACCCGAGGAAGCCACCAGCCAAGCCCAGGCAGUGUCAGGCUCCACCCCAAACACAGAUCAAGUUUGAGCAAGGCCCUGGGAAUAUUUCCAGGCCGGCUCUCUGCCUGUGGAAGGGUGUACGUGCUGGAAGCCGGUCUGGCCACCUGUGGACUGGAAGUGAGAUGUGUUUCCGUGGCUACUGCCUUUCUUUUUGUUCUAACCUUCCCCUAGAUGUGGUGCAUCUUCUCAAAACAGCCGUUGAAUAAAAAAUGAGGCGGGGACACAAAGAUGAGAUGCUGGUACUUUAUUGAUGGGAACCAGGUGGGGCUGGUGGAGGUGGAGUGAAGUAAGUGUCCACGGAGUGGCAGGGGCCUCAGAGGGUGGAGAUCUUCAGCUUCUAAAUCCUAAGCA